Molecule: messenger RNA, 1367 nt
Organism: Racocetra persica
Lineage: Eukaryota; Fungi; Glomeromycota; Glomeromycetes; Diversisporales; Gigasporaceae
Source: the annotation of a GenBank genome assembly
GAAAAGAAAGAUGGCCAGGAGAAUAUCCUACGAAAAUGUUCGAUUGUUUUAAAGAAGUUCAAUGCGACAUUAAUGAAAUCCAUAAGGGCAAAAAAUCCGGAAUGUAUCAUUUCUAUUAUGGAGGUGAUCAAGCUGCUGUCGUAGGAACUUCCCUUAUAAAUGCCAAUGUUGCUCUUGAAGCUGAUAAACGUGUUUGGGAUAUGCCCGUUUGGCCUGAAGAAAUUAAUAAAGAUAAAGAAGGCAUAGCAUUGGGCUACAAACGAGCAAGAGAAAUGCUUCAACCAGAGCCAUACCCUGAAAAUUUUCCAGAACUUCCUAAACUUAAUACUUUAGAAGAACAAGCAAAAAAACUUGGUCCUGAAUAUGCAAACAAUUUUUAUCGUCCUCCAAUUACUGUAACUUUUGAAAAUCGUGUUAAUUCUGCUGGUGUUAGGCAAUUAAAAUCAAAGCUUACUGGAAAUGAUUGUACUGGUGUUAAUGACGGUAGUAAGAAUAGUACUUUGAUGAAUUAUGUUCCUGAUGCUUGGAAUCAUGGUUGUGAGAUAUUUUGUCAGAUUAAUGUUCAUAGGAUUAAGAAAGAUAAAGAAAGCAAAAAAUGGGUCAUAUUUUACGAGUGGUUAGAUGAAGAGCGUGAGAUAUAUAAUGAUGAACACCAUAAUUCUCUAUAUUUUGUAACUGCUGAUGUGGUUUUUCUUGCUGCUGGUACUAUUGGUUCGAAUGAAAUUUUGCUCAGAUCCAGAAAUUUUGGUCUUGAAGUUAGCCCAGAAGUGGGUCAAAGAUUUAGUGGAAAUGGUGAUGUAAGGAUCGCAAUGGGUGAUCAAAAUUCUUUAAGUUUCCCAAAUGGCCCAGUUGGUCCUUGUAUCACAGGAAUAAUUGAUAUGCGUCAAUCUGGUGAUUCUGUACAUGAUGGUUAUGUUAUCGAAGAAGGUGUAUGUCCCGCAGCUUUAGCCACAAUUCUAAAAACUCUGCUUAAAACUACUGAUGUUCGCGAUAAAGAUAAACCUACCAAUAUUACUUUUGGUGAAUCUUUUUCUAAAUUCUUAAGAGAAAUUUCUUCUCUUUCGAAUUAUCAAGGUGCGAUGGCAAAUACUCAAACUUAUUUAAUAAUGUCUCAUGAUGAUAAUACUGGAAGAAUACAAUUGGUGAAUAAUAAAGUUAAGAUUGAAUAUGAAGGUGUCGGUGAAACUGAAAUGGUUAAAAAAUUGAAUGAAAGAUUAUCACGUGCUACAACCAACGUUAAUGGGGAUUAUGUUGCUUCACCUAUUUGGAAAAGAGCAUUGGGAUGUAAAUUAGUUACUGUUCAUCCACUUGGUGGGUGUUGUAUGGGAAAAGAUGGUAAAUCGGGUGUCGUAAAUCACAAAGGACAA